This is a messenger RNA of Acromyrmex echinatior (Panamanian leafcutter ant), 2225 nucleotides long. It is a transcript of the gene nSMase, whose product is annotated as neutral sphingomyelinase. The record is from RefSeq and is a predicted model, not a curated record. Gene Ontology annotation, molecular function: sphingomyelin phosphodiesterase activity. NCBI's taxonomy places the organism in Eukaryota, Metazoa, Arthropoda, Insecta, Hymenoptera, Formicidae.
AACCGUGUGCACCAGUUCAGACAGUGCAGCAAUAAAAAACAGACCUGUUAUAUCAUGGUGGAAUCAAGAAAGGUGCAAUAUACGUUUGUUUCAUUUCAACUUACUGCACUACGUGCAGUUGGUGCAGUAUUCAUUCCAUCACUACAAAUUUUCUGUUUUUCUAAUUCUAUUUUCUGUUUUUGCACUAAACUAUAAGAAACUGUUAGAAUUCUCUUUUUUAUUUUCAACAAAUAUCAAGCAUAUACGUUUCUCUUUAAGUUCCAAAAGUGUACACUGGUUUAGCUAGAAAACUCAGACCUCAGGAAUGUAUUUGGUGCAGUCACUGCACUGUAGUGUGCACUAUAAAGAAAUGACAAUAGCUUUGUCGAUCUGUCACUGUUCGUAAUGAGAAUGGAGAAGGUGCAUUGAUGUAAAGGGAUGUAUGUACACUUGCAUACGUGGAUACACAUUGACAAAGGCUUGCUAAAUAAUUUUAACUUACAGACAAGAAGAAAAUAUGUAAAAUAAAUCAUUCGGAAAAAUAAGUUCUUCAUUGCUGAUUUUCUACUUUUUUUUAUAUCUCCCAGUUAUCUUAUCUGUGUCGCCAGUCGCCGUCAAAGAUAUGAAACUCGAAGGAAGUCACGGCCAGUGUCAUUCCAUAACAAUUUAAUCACCGUGUUGUGUUCUUCUACAGAACGAUAUUGUUGAGACAAAAACUAUGACGAACGAAAUAUCGGUGAACGUUUUGACACUGAAUUGUUGGGGUAUACCAUAUGUGUCAAGAAACAAGAAUGAACGUAUGUCUGCUAUCGCAGAAAAAUGUAUCAGUAGGGAAUACGAUAUAAUCUGUUUGCAAGAAGUUUGGUCUGUCAAUGAUUUUAAUCAGAUAAAAACAAAAGUGCAGGAAGUGCUUCCCCAUUCUCAUUAUUUUCAUAGUGGAGUCUUGGGAUCAGGAAUAUGUAUCUUGUCAAGAUAUCCCAUUCAUGAUGUUAUGUUUCACAAGUGGCCUUUAAAUGGUUAUGUUCAUAAGAUACACCAUGGAGACUGGUUUGGUGGCAAAGGAGUUGGACUGUGCAAAAUAAAAGUGUUUAACAUGUAUAUCAAUGUUUAUAUCACACACUUACACGCGGAAUAUAAUCGUGAGAAUGAUGAGUACAUGGCUCACAGAGUGCUACAAGCAUUUGAUACUGCUCAAUUUGUAAAGAUGACGAGUGGCGGCGUGGAUGCUGUCAUAUUUGCAGGCGAUCUUAAUACAGAGCCACAAGACUUAGCUUAUAGAAUUAUACGUGGUGUUUCUGGUUUAGCAGAUACAUGUCCUGAUAGUCAGAGUCACAUAGGGACCAACGAAUGUGCCAAUAAUAGUUACACCAGUUCAAAACUCGCUCGAACACAGCCAAAUGGAAAGCGUAUAGAUCACAUUAUGUAUUUAGGUUCGAAUACUGUGAAGGUUGAAGUUACAAAUUUUGGACAUCCCUUGCCAAAUCGUGUGCCAUAUAAGAAUUUUAGUUAUUCCGACCAUGAAGCUGUGAUGGCUACACUUAAAUUCAUUAAUGAUAAACAUCAUGCGAAAGAACUAGAUAUUAUCGAUUCCAUGAAAGAAGCAAUAGAAAUUUGCGAAGACGCAUUGAAAAGUGUACAACGCCAACGUUUUUGGUAUACAUUGUCAACCUGCAUGCUAAUCAUUCCAUUAAUUUGGAUCAUCUGGCUAAAUUGCAUGAAUAUAUCUUUAGCUGCAGAUAUUGGUUUGAAUAUAGUAUGUAUUCUUCUGACUGCAUUAUUAUGCUACACUGUAUUUAUGAGUUCACUAUGGAAUUGUGCAGAGAAAAACGCAUUAAGAGCAGGACGUUUAGCUAUAGAAAUUUACAUGACACAUUUGGAUAAUAAUCAAAACUGAAUGUCAAAUUUCUACAAUAAUACAGAUCUAGUAAACUGCCAAUUAACAGUAACAUACAAUCAAUGUUAUAAUUUCACACUCAAUAAUAUAAAUGUAAAAACACAUGUUGUAUAUAACAGUUACAUUAUUAAGUGUAAAAUUAUAAUUGAUUUUAUGUUAUUGUUAGUUGGUGUUUACUGGAUAUUGUAAUACUUCCAAAAGAGAGUUUAACAUAACAAUUGAUAACGCUCAAAUAAAAAUUUCGUUAAAUAAAAAAUAUAUAUUUAAUAUAUAUAUAUAUACACAGAGUGAUUUUAACAUAUUUCGUCAUCCAUCAUGAGCAGGUAGAGAGAAUCGAACUGAGGAAAUAUGU